Molecule: messenger RNA, 4725 nt
Organism: Cylicocyclus nassatus
Lineage: Eukaryota; Metazoa; Nematoda; Chromadorea; Rhabditida; Strongylidae
Source: the annotation of a GenBank genome assembly
AUGCUCUGCUUUAAUCCUGCCAUCAUCACUGUCUUUGUGCUUCUCUCCGAAAGCACACAUGCCGUAUUUUAUGCGACGAAGAUGGAUGCUGUGUCGACCACAGGGUUGCCGCAUCUGCCCGAAUUGAAUCAAAGAAUUUUUCAUGAAAACGGAUUUCAUGGUGAAGUGAUUGGAUUUGCAGCAAAGCGUGAGGAGGAAUGUGGGAUCGUGCUGCUAGAUUACGGAAGCUACACAAACGGAGAUAUGUUUAAUCAUAUAUUGGAGAAACUUGAAGACACUCUAAAAGAUAACAAUACACUGGAUCAAGCUUUGCGCGCAAAGGUGUUUGCUGCACAAAAGGAACAAGCCUUGAAAGAAAAUAUGGAAGAAAUGAGCAAACUAUUCGAAAGAUAUAGGAGUAACACGCCACAUUACAACACGGCGCAAGUAACAUUCUUUGGCGGACUUGGGCUCAUUGCUUUUGGAAUAGGAAUUGGGAUCGGAAAACUUGUAUAUAAUGGUGUGACAAGCCUGAUGCGUAGUUUUGUAAAAGGCGAGCAACUGCAGCACCUGGAUAUGGAGCUCAUAGCAAUUUACAAGAAACUUGAUAAUUUGGCAAAGAUAUUGGAAGUACAAAUUAACAAGAAUCGCUUUGAUGAUCUCAAUGAACAAACACUUGAUGGAAGUAGAGGUUUGCUAUCCAAUCACAAAAGAGCAGGAUCAGUGGUGGAGGCACGGGUGACAACAGACAAUUUGACAAUAGAGCUGCAAAUUACGUUACCAGUGUCAAAUAUGUCGUUUGAACCUAUCGUUGGUCCUGACGAUAAUCACAAUGAUGGAGCAGCAUGGUACAGCUAUGGAUGCCACUUGAAUAGUCUCUUACUUGCGACUUUCAGUCUUGAUCCGAUAAUUUUUGAAACAUCAAAAAUGGCCGAACGUGUACGGGCACAAAAGUACAAAGAAGUUUUGGAGAUUGGCAAUGCAGCCAGGGAAAGUUUUGAAAGACUCAAAGAAGAACGUAUCGUGAGAUUUCUACCCCCAAAAAUAUUUGAAGAAAUGUUCUACCCUAAAUUUUCAAAUGAGGGGACUCAUUUUUGCGUCGUCUGUGGAAAGCAAGGAGAAUUCCGUCUGCGCGAACAUUUGCUCAAGGCGCAUAAAGAUGAGCUCAAAAAAGGAACGAUGGAUUUUAAGGAAUUUUAUGAACGUGUUGAGAGAAACAAAUAUGCGCUUCGUGCGGAAAUGGAUGUGGGAAUGCAAAGACUAGAAGAAAGCGUUCAAAAAAUGGGGCGCAGAUUAGAGUUAAGAGAUGCGAUGCAGCGUGAAGAAGAACCUGGUACAUCUUACGCUCACAUAGAAGAAGAUGCCCUAGAAAGAGAUAGUAGUGCGAUUGAUAUGAUGGAAGCCAAAUCCACAUCGAAGUCCCAAGCUAUACAAAGUUACGAGGCUAGUAAAGCAGCGAAGCAAGGUGGACCAGUGGAAAAAGUGUUCAAAACUGCGCCAAAUGUCGAACUUAUGUUCUGUUAUGAAAUGGAUGAUCAAGCACCAGGAUACUAUAAGGAGGACUACAUUGUGCCAAAGAAACAAAAGAAUAAAUGGCAGGGAAAAGUGGACGUCGAAUUGAAGUAUUAUCGUAAACUGGAUGGAAGGAUGCAUCCCUUGCUUAGAGAAUUUGAAGAAUAUAUUUCUGAAGCACUGCCGGAUGCUUUGGCAAGGAAAGGCAAUCCAUUGAAAAACGGUACAUGGGGUUAUGUGUCCUGUAUAAAUCGGUUUAUGCUUGCAGCUAUGAGAGCGCGAAAACGUAAGUUUAUAGACCUACGACUUGAACCAGUAGCCGGACGUGAACGUCGCGAUGUUUUAAAACAUGGCAAAAAACUAUUUCUGGACUAUAUGGCGAAACUGAAUGUCGAAGAAAAACAAACGCUAUCAUUUCAGGGUAUUGUACCCAGCGAAAAAAAAAAAGGUGAACCCUACUGUGUUGCUAGAGCUGUGGUUGAGCAUAAAGGAGUCGAAGAAGCUGUAGAGAAAAUAAUGAAGAUUUUUGAACAAAAAGGGACUUUGCAGCCAGCACAAUAUAACUAUGUGAUGGGUGCACUUUGGUGCUACAUUAUUCACUGCAAUACAAGCAGGAAUGAGUGUAUCUACAAAAUGAUGUAUGGAAGUAUUUGUCGGUCCGAAGAAGAAGAUGUAACUUCGGUGAAUGAAUGGGAGCGAACAGGGCUACAAGAGUUCGUCAUGGAUUUUGGCGAUGAAGUUGAAGAAAGGCUUUGGACAAGGCAUGCUAUAGCAGAUUUGCAGUACGAAAAUGAUUAUCAGCAAAAAAUAGAUGAGAUGGCAAAAGUGCCAGGAGUGGAUAAGGAAUGUGCACAUACGACAGAAAUGGAUGACUUUGACGAGGAUGAUGUGGUGGAAGAGGAAGGCGAUGAGGAAGAAGCAACGAGAAUUCUUUUGGAAGAGAAAGGCGAUGAGGAAGAAGCAACGAGAAAUCUUGAUGUCGCAGGAAAUAAGGGAGAUGGACAAACUGAGCCAAUCCUACGUGCUGAUACGAGACAACGAAGUUCGCGACCGCUUACGGAAACUGAGUCAUCGCCACGGAAACGCCCGAGGGUAUCGUUACCAGUGGAAGAUGUGCCGGGAGAAAUGCAAGCAUCGUCAUCUUCAUCACUCAAGCAAUUCGAUCGACCUCCAACGGACAACGAUGAGGGACUGGUUACGGCGAAAAUUAGUGAAGCAAGUGCAGAGCCAAUAAUGAGUGAUGUGACAAGAGCAACUGCAAGUGAAACCGUCCAUGCCAUCCAUGAUGUAGCUGACACCACUAGAUACACGAUUUCCGAUCUCGAAAGACGGUUUGAGCCUCUUGAUCCAAGUUUGCACCUAGAGGCUUUGAAUGAAACACCUUACACGGGUGGUUUGACAAAGAUCGCGACUGUGCCUCAGCAGAACCAGUUUCUACGUCGAUCUCAUGCACAGCCUGUACAGGACUUUCCGUGGCUUGAAGUGCGUGAGAUGCCUACCAUCAAUAGACGAGGUGUUUACGCCAAGGUAGAUAUCGCUAAAGAAAUGGCGGUUGCUGAUGUUCGUGGCUAUCAAGGAAAGGUGGAAGACAUAAGAAAUUCUCUCAAACAACUCAAUGAAGAGGAACGCCAUAAAGUGAUCAAGUAUUGGCAUGGAUUUAGAAGACGCGGUUGCGAUUUUAUCUUACUUGCACAUUGCGACUCAUACAAGGCAACAGUAACGCUUGGUCGACUUAUCAACCAGUCGAUAGAGCAUGCAAAUCUAGUCCUACGUUGUAUUCGCUUUGGCGAACGUCGUGUUCGAUGGUUGCAUUGUUUGGUAGCCAAACGCGAUAUUAAGGCUGGUGAGCAGUUAUUGUGGAACUAUGGGAGAACGGAGAGAAAUCCAAACAUACCUAACUUCCCAGACAAUUAUCCGUGCAUAUGUCAAGUGUGCGAUCCGGCUGCAGCAGAAGCUUCGUCUUCAUUUCUACAAUCGGCAAGACGGAGCAUCCAUGUCCAAAGAGUGUGGAAUUUUGAGCGGUCUCUCUCAGAAGAGGAUCUUAGCUUACAUGAAAGGCCUGAAUUCGACAUUGGAGAACUUCUAUUUCUGGUGACACAGAAAGCGCGCGCAGUAGGAUUGCUACUGGAAAAAACUCCUGCUGCCGAUCCAAGAGUUGCAUUUGCAAUAAGCAGGCGUACUGUUUUCACUAAAAGUGAUGUAUUUCCGGAUCCUGCCAUGUUUCUGGUAAAGGUUGCAUCUCCUUUGGCGCAGUUGCUACAAAUAGCGACGGAAGCUGCUUUUGAACACAUGGAAUCGGUUGUUCUUAUUCUCUACCGAAAGCGGAACGAUCCAAAACCGCUGGUUAUCUUGUUGGGUUCACGCCAUCUUGAGGAUGACGGUCAUCGUUACGGCUGCUGCGUAGCAGUUGUGGGCGAAGAAAUUUACGCAGUGGAAUGUCAGGCGGAAGCCAGAGCUGACGAAAUGCCAUUGCACUUGGAGUUAUUAGAAGCUGGCCCACUUACCCGUCAUUUUCCAUCACUAACAAUAGAGCCGCGUUCUGAAGAUGCUAUUAUGGGUGCUGUCAUUGCCACUAUGAGCGCCAUCGAUGGCGACGAGUCACAGGAAGUUUAUUACCGCCUACAAGAACCAUCAAAAGAGUUUUCGCUGAAUUCAACUACUGGGGAAGUGGUGCUGACGUUAGAGCAGAAAAUUGGCGCCAGCAAUGCUGAAAAUGCAGAGAUGGACGAUAUUGAAGUAUGGAUGGCACUAAAUGUGAUUGUGACCGACGUGAAUGAUAAUGGUCCGUUGUUUGAAGAAAGCCGCUAUUUUAUGUUGUUGGAGAAGAAUGCAAUCCCUGGUGAGGAAAUACUGACUGUUCGAGCAUCCGAUCCUGAUCAACCAAUGCCUGGAAGUGAUGUACAAGAAGUGUUUUAUCGAAUAAAAGAUAUGCUAUUCGAUUAUCGUGGAAUGAACAGAGCCGUGGAAAGUAUGUUCUCAACUGAUAAAACGACGGGGGUAAUACGACUCGAGCAGGAAGUUAGAUUCCAACGAGAAAAGAAACUGCGAGAAGAUGACGCGUCUAUCGUGAAUGCAUUGAACAGACCUCCGAUCCGGCCAAUGAAAAUUUCUCCCUUGAUUCCUACACGAGCAUUAUAUGAACCACAUCUUCCUGCGAUAGAAAGCAACUAUGCUGUACAAGAAAUGAAAAUGGUUGUGGCAGGAGAUGAUGACAGACGGCGUAAUCCCUGGUAA